Molecule: messenger RNA, 17528 nt
Organism: Dicrocoelium dendriticum
Lineage: Eukaryota; Metazoa; Platyhelminthes; Trematoda; Plagiorchiida; Dicrocoeliidae
Source: the annotation of a GenBank genome assembly
UCGUUUUAUUCAAACUCGCGGACAGUACAAUUCCUCGCACUCUGACUUAACGCAUAUACUUGCCGCAAUUGUAUGACGCCGCUGAACAAUGGCACUCCUUGGUAUUGGAAGAACUAGAGCAUUUUGCCGAUUUGGCUAAUUUCCUGCCAGUGCAGAUAUUUCGCGAACCUAAUGGAUUGUUAUACAUCAGUCACCGCUUACAUCCCUGUUAUCCGUUGGAACUAAUGGAUUUCUCAGGCGAGAAUAUUAUGGAAAAUGGUCGAGGCACAGACCCAACUGUCCGAAUAAGGCGUUUCUCUUUGCAUUCUAAAAGAAGUUUAGAUGAAACCUGUGAAACGCUUGAUGAAACAUUUUUGGUCUCGGAACGCAAAGUCGAGGCGCUACAGGGAGUCCAUGUUGCUGCGUUUUCUGUCAACCACGCUCAGCAGCCGUUGGCAUAUUUUACGACAGUGAAGCUUAUCGAGGAGCAAUGUGUCGAUUGUCUGGAUGCGGAUAACCCAGAUAUUUGGGUUGUCCGAGUUCACCCUAUUCUCACUAGAUCAGCAAGUUUGAAACAGUUUCGUUCCAAACGAAGCUUAACGUUACCUGAUGCAGUGCAGCCUGAGGAAAUUCACAACCCAUCACCGUCUAAUUCUGGCCCAUCGAUUAAGUCGUUCAAAGACCCAGCAGCGCCAAUCGACGUGCCCAAAGUUGGCCGGGUUAACGCAGUUUGCCUCACACGCGUUACAAAGGGGAAUCAAAGGAGAAAGCGGGAUCCGAGAGAACUAUUCCGUGAAGAAGUGAUAACAAUUUCCAACAAACAACAGGAGGCCAAAAUGAAACGCAGAUAUGCGGUAACAGAACUUGUGGAAACUGAAAGGGAAUACGUGAAAGCCUUGAAACCGCUGUUUGAGAUAUUAGGCCGCAUCAAGAGUCAACUUAUUGUGCAUGUGGGAAAACCUGAAGAGGAAACUAUCGAGAUGCCAGAGGGAAUGCACCACACUAUACAACGCAUACGUGAUUCUCUAGGAAGUAUCCUGGAUUUUUCUGAAAAAACUCUACUUGGAAAACUGGCUGCAUGUACCACGAAUCCGCCAAUUGCAGCAGAUCAUUUCAUUGAACAUGCGGAUGCAUUUGAUAGUUAUACCGUUUAUCUGGUGUAUAUCGACAACUUGGUCAGACAAGUCACGGUUCUGACUGGCGACGAUUCAAACCCCCACUUUGCUCUCAGCCGCCCAAGUUCGAGUCCGGUGACCCCGGUUGAUGGAGUGGAAAGCACAGCCUCGCUACUCAGCCAGCGGACAACUCUGUCUUUCAAACAUUUUAUGGAAUUGGUUUACAUACCACGACUUCGAAUUACAACUUACAGGAGCUUACUUCAGGAUGUUGCACGCUACACGGCUCGAACUGAAGAAAGUACGGAGCAGCUGGAAUCAGCCAUGACCUUGUUGGCCCGAGUUACACGGCGUGCUGAAGAAAGUGUGAUUCUGUGGUCUCAGUUGGAAAUGAGUGACGUCCGUUUCCCGCAGCUCGCAAAGGAGUUUGCGUUGACUCACACCCCCUGGUUACUGCCACCAGCGCUAGUCAGACUGACUGAUUUAGAAACGAAUCUGCGUGAGGAUAUUUCCCCUAAUCCGGAGUGCACACAAUCUGGACGCUUAGUCUUGGUACCAACUCAAUUGGUAUUCAUGCUUCCGAAGAAAGAUAGCGGAGUUACGUCGUCUUGGAAUAUAGCAUGGAUUUUUAAGCUGGAACACCUGCGUCUCGGGGACUUUUCGACCAUGACAGAUGAACCACUUUGGUUCGACUUAUGGAACGUGGAAGGCCCUGAUCUAGUCAAAACUGUGAUUCGCGUAUUCUGUCGAUCGUUCAUCAGCCAGAAUGCUUGGAUUGAAGACGUCCGUUGUGCCUUAGUUUCUACUCUUUGUUGUGACUUUGAGGAAACCCAUGUACCAGAUGCUACAAUACUAGCACACGAGCAGGCUGCUUUGCAACGACGUAUCCAGUAUCCUGAGGAAAUGGAAUUACCUGACCUUCGACGCGAAUCCGUAACUGAGAUUUAUGUGGAUGCUAGAGAGGAUAUACAACAGCUGAGCUUUCAGUCCGUCGAAUCCAUGCUUUUGCAACCGAAGGACAUGGACUCAUCAAUUGUUAAAGUGCUGUCCAACCAACUGGAGAAACUGGAUGACAGUAACUCUUCGUCUUACCAUACAGCUGAAGAGCCUACUGAGGAAGAGCCAGUUUCACCCAUAAAAGAAAGCACAACAACCCUUUAUGAUUCGUAUACCACGUUGGACGAAGUUGUCACGCCCUUUUCGGAAGAUCAACGCUCGAUGUUGGAUGAGCAGCUAACGGCGGAAUUGAAAGAUGACCUAUCAACCGAGGUGGUUCUGGCAGAUGCGGUCAAAAAGACGCUGACGGUGCAGGCAGGGGAACAGAUUCAGUUCAACGCAUCGUUCACCAUCACUGGACCCAUCGCAUACGAAGUACAGUGGCUAUUCAAUGGCCAACCUCUGCCGGAUGACCUUGGUGCUGAUAUGAUUCUAUCUGACUGGGACACACGUCUACUGAUUACCAAUGCCGAGCCGUUAAUUCAUUCUGGAACCUAUACUUGUCGAUGUCGUCUUUUUGAUAAAACCGAGACUGCGGUGUAUUUUUACGUGAAUGUGUUACCGAGGUCGCAAGAGACGGAAGAUAUCGAACCCGAAGCUGAAGUGGCUGGAGUUGAUGAACUGAAGCAAGAAACGGAUAACGAGCUAAUGGAACUUAUACCUCUUAAACGAGACAUUCUACAUCACAUGAUGUCAAAGAUAUCGGUCCCAAUAGGAAAAAUACUAGAACUACGCGUCGGUGUGGACAAAGAAGCGCUGCUGGCUAUGCUGGGUCGGACGAACGAUCAAAUAAAUACUUGGGAUCUGGUGACUAUCCAGUGGUUUCACAAAGGUCAGCUGCUACAGUUCUCGCAAUGUUGCACUAUGGGCGUAGAAGAUAAUACUGCCAUAUUAAGGACAACUACCUUUGACUUUUUACCGGAGGCAAGAUCCGAAUAUACAUGCACAUUAAGCUUCACUGAUUGUGACAACCGUCCACAGGUCUACACCGAAUCCAUUGAGGUGGAGUUCAGAGAACCCACUAAAGAGGAAAUAGAAAGCGGCUUCGUAGCUGUACACUCAUUGACAGUGCCACCACAUGCGUCACUCCCAAAAGUUGUCAGCAUUAGUGAUCUAUUCGACAUACAGCUCAUUCAGGGCGAGCGCUUCAGCCUCAUCACACCGUACGAUUUGAAUUCUACCGGAGAAGAUACGGCGAUUUGGUGGACAAUGGAUGGUCAAUUCAUUGCUGGCAGAAAUGUAAGCUUGGAAGAUACGCUAGAUUUCAAGUGCUUGCUCAACAGAACGAACCAGACCAUUAAACUGGUGAAACCAGUAGUGGAGAAAUCCGAUGUCGGAGUGUACGCUUGUUGGGUAGGCAAAGAACAUCUGAUGGAUGAGGCUACCAAGUGUAUAGAAUUUGUAGUUGAUGUACUGGAGGCAGAUAGUGAUUUGGAAGUACCUACUGAAUCGAUUGACUUAGAAGAUGACGUAAAAUUGGAAGAAAGAACCCCUGAACUGCAACAAUGUGAUGUUAUUUCCCUUGAAACAGAUUACGAAGAGGUAACUGAGGACGAGGAAGAAUGGAUCGAUGUAGUAAAGGACUUUGGUGACAUAGCUACUUCAGAAGGUCCAUGGUUAUCAGAUGAUGCAUGUCAUGUUGGGGCAACUUUCGAUAAGGAGUCCGGGAAUGAAGUCAAUGAAACGCCUGAACUUGUGGCAGCUAAUCAAACAACCGCGAUUCUUUCAGAGGAGGUUGAUAGUAGGGAGAAAUGUCAUGAUGAUGAAUAUUCGCUGGGAGAGAUAACAGGAGUUAGCCAGAUUGCUGAGCCUCCACGUGAUAAUGAAAAAUCCAAACUGGAGACGCAAGAAGCACUUGACAGCGAAAUGGAAAGUACCGAAAGGCGAACUACAAGGCAAGUUGAAGAUAGGCUAACAGAUGAUGAACAGGAUAGGAAGGGUUCAAUAACAACGACCGAAGAUCUGUCGUUAAUUGAGGAAACUGAAAUAAACCACGUGGUGGACGAUUCUGAAAUGAAGCUCUCACUUGGAAAACCCGAAGCAGAAAGAUCGAUCAGUGUAGCUGUGACAUCUGAUACAGCAACUCCAAGUGAGAGACAGAUCCAUCACGCUGAGGGUAAAUACUUUGCUAAAGAUAGUCAGACCGGGUACACCGAUGAUGAAUUAGAAGUCAUGCUAGUGACUUCAGGUGCUGAAAUAAAACUACCGAUCGGGGAAUCUCAUAAAGAGCAGAUGGAUGUAAGAAUUGCGAAAAGGGACUCACCUGAGGAAGCUGAGGUAAAGAAAUUAACUGAGAUUUCGGAAAAGAUCCCUGGGAAAUGUGAAGAAAAGCAAAUGGGUGAAAGGAUUGGAACCGGGGUACCAAACGAAAAGGAAGGAACACAGAAAGACCUGGCUGAACAACGCGAAAUGAAGCGGUUUGUGGUUAAGACUGAGGAAAAGGAACGGACAGAAGGACAAGAGGAACGAAGUGUGGCGAUAGAAAUUACAAAGCAACUGUUAGCCGAAGAAACCGACAAUAAAAAUAACGCUGAAGUGGCAAUAAAGAAAAAACUGUUAGAAGAAGCUAAGCCGGGGCUUUUGGGGGCGAAAGUGGAGAAGAAGCGUCUAGCCAAAGAGAAGCAAAAGGACCAAUUGGUAGUGGAAGACGAGUAUGCAGAGAGAAUGCGCUUAUCUGGGGACACGGAGAAUAAACACUUGGCGCGGGAUGAGGAAAGGAACCCACUGCCAGAAAAUGGUGAAAGGAAGAAGUUGGGGCAGGAGUCAGAAAUGAAAAGCCUAACCAAAGCGGCUGAAAUGCAAGGAUUAUCAGAGGAAGCGGACAGAAAACGGUUGGUGGAAGAGCCUGAACAAAGACUUUUGACAGAGGAAACGGAGAAGCAAUGUUUGGCUGAAGAGGCAGAAGAGGAGCGGUUGACGGAAGAGACGGAGAACAAAAGACUGGCAGAGGAACCGGCGAAAAUACAAUUGACAGAGGAUGCAGAGAAGUGGUUUGUGGAUGAGGCUGAAGAAAAACGUUUAACUGUGGACGAGAAGAAAACUCAGGUAAAUGAGGCAAAGAAUAAAAGUAUGGUAGAGGAAGUAGAGAAGAAGCGUUUGGCAGAGCACGCUAAGGCGAAAUGCAUAAAUGAGGAGGCAGAAAACAAGCGAGUAGAAGAAGAAGAAGCGAAAGAAAGAUGCGAAGAAGAGGCUAAAGAGCAACGUUUAAUUAAGAAAGCAGAGAAGGAACAAUCGGCAGAUGAAUCAAUAAAGCAAAAACAAGCAGAUGAAACGGAAACGAAACGAUUAGAAGAUGAGAGAGAAAAGAACAUUUUAGCCGAGGAAGAAGGGAAGAAGCCAUUGGCCGAGGAGGCGGAAACGAAAAGACUGGCAGAGGAAACAGCGAUGAUAAAAGAGCCAGAGGAGGAGCAGAGGCGCAUGGUCGAGGGGACAGAGGAGAAGUGGUUGGUAGGAGUGGCCGAAAAUGAAACCUUUACUAAGGAAGCUGAGAAGCAACGACUGGCAGAGGAUGCGGAGAAGAAAAGAUUGGCUAAGGAAGCCGCGAAGAAACUACACGCAGAGGAGGGGGAGAAGAAGCGGCCAACAGAGGAGGCAACAAAGCAACGGUUAGCUGAGGAAGUAGAGAAGAAGCGACCGGCAGAGGAGACGGAGAAGAAGCGGCUAGCAGUGGAGACAGAAAUAAAACGGUUAGCUCAGGAAGCAGACGGGAAAGGAAUGGCAGAGGAGGCGGAAAAGAGAAGAUUAGCUGACGAAGCAGAAAACAAGCGACUGGCAGGGGAAGCAGAGGCGGAACGAUUGGCUGAGGAAGCAGCGAAGAAAAGACAGACAGAGAAAGCGGAGAAGAAGCGGCUAGCGGAGGAGGCAGAAAUGAAACGGCUAACUGAAGAAGCAGAGAAUAAACGACUGGUAGAGGAGGCGGAGAAGAAGCGGUUAGCAGAGGAGGCAGAAAAGAAACGGCUAGCUGAGGAAGCAGAGAAGCAAAAACAGUCAGAGGAGGCGGAGAAGAAGCGGCUAGCGGAGGAGGCGGAAAAGAAACGGUUAGCUGAGGAAGCAGAAAAGAAACGACUGGCAGAGGAGGCGGAGAAGAGGCGGCUAGCGGAGGAGGCAGAAAUGAAACGACUAGCUGAGGAAGCAGAAAAGAAACGACUGGCAGAGGAGGCGGAAAAGAAACGCUUAGCUGAGGAAGCAGAGAAGAAAAAACAGGCAGAGGAGGCAGAGAAGAAGCGGCUAGCAGAGGAGGCAGAAAAGAAACGGUUAGCUGAGGAAGCAGCAACGAAAAAACAGGCAGAGGAGUUGGAGAAGAAAAGAUUGGCUGAGGAAGCAGAGAAGCAAAAACAGGCAGAGGAGGCGGAGAAGAAGCGGCUAGCGGAGGAGGCAGAAAAGAAACGGUUAGCUGAGGAAGCAGAGAAGCAAAAACAGUCAGAGGAGGCGGAGAAGAAGCGGCUAGCGGAGGAGGCAGGAAAGAAACGGUUAGCUGAGGAAGCAGAGAAGAGAAAACAGGCAGAGGAGGCGGAGAAGAAGCGGCUAGCGGAGGAGGCAGAAAAGAAGCGGUUAGCUGAGGAAGCAGAGAAGAAACGACGGGCCGAGGAGGCGGAGAAGAAAAGAUUAGCUGAGGAAGCAGCGAAGAAAAAACAGGCAGAGGAGGCGGAGAAGAAGCGGCUAGCGGAGGAGGCAGAAAUGAAACGGCUAGCUGAGGAAGCAGAAAAGAAACGACUGGCAGAGGAGGCGGUAAAGAAACGCUUAGCUGCGGAAGCAGAGAAGCAAAAACAGUCAGAGGAGGCGGAGAAAAAGCGGCUAGCGGAGGAAGCAGAAAAGAAACGGUUAGCUGAGGAAGCAGAGAAGAAAAGACAGGCAGAUGAGGCGGAGAAGAGGCGGCUAGCGGAGGAGGCAGAAAAGAAACGGUUAGCUGAGGACGCAGAAAAGAAACAACUGGCAGAGGAGGCGGAAAUGAAAAGAUUGGCUGAGAAAGCAGCGAAGAAAAAGCAGGCAGAGAAGGCGGAGAAGAAGCGGCUAGCGGAGGAGGCAGAAAAGAAACGGUUAGCUGAGGAAGCAGAGAAGAGAAAACAGGCAGAUGAGGCGGAGAAGAAGCGGCUGGCGGAGGAGGCAGAAAUGAAACGAUUAUCUGAGGAAGCAGCGACGAAACUACUGGAAGUGGAAGCCGAGAAGCAAAGGCAGGCAGAGGAGGCCGCGAUGAAAAUACUAGCAAAGGACACAGAGAAGAAACGACUGAUGGAGGAAGCAGAGAAAAAGCAGGCAGAGGAGGCUGUAAGGAAGCGUUUAGCUGAAGAAACAGAAAAGAACCGACUGGCAGAGGAGAAAGAGAAGAAAAAACAGACAGUUAAAACAGAGAAGGGAAAACAGACAAAGGUGACAAAAAAGAAACUUUUAGCUGAGGAAUCAGCGAAGCAAACAUUGGAGGAGGUGGAGGAUAAAAGAAUGGUAAGGGAAGCAGAAAAGAAAGAGCAGGCAGAAGAGGCAGAGAAGGUGCAACUAGUUAUGGAGGCAGAGAUCAAGAAAUUUACAGCGGAAAUAGAGGAGAAACGUUCGACAGAUAAGGCAGGGAAGAAGCGAGUAAAGGCGACAGAGCAAAGGAGUUUAACUGAAGAGUCAGCAAAGGAAUUAUUGGCGGAGGAGGCGGAAAGGCGUGAAGUGACUAAUGACGCAGGGACAAAGCGGUUGGAAGAAGAGGCAACGAGGAACAUAGUGGUCGUGAAGGCAGAAACCAAACUAUUAGCAGAUGAAGAGAAGAAAGGAUUGGCAGAGGCUGAGAAUGUGAGCUUGUCAGCGGAAGCGGAAGAAAAGAGAGUGGCUGAGAAUGCAAAGACAAAGAGUUUAACUAAGAAGUCCAAGAAGAAGGGGGUUAAAGAGGAAAUGGAGCAUGAGCGAUCAGCGGAGAAUACAGGGAAGUUGCAGUUCGCAGAGGAGUUUCAUGAAAAGCGUUUGGCGGAUGACGUUGAAUUGGGGCGAGUAGAGGAUGAAUCAGGAGUUAAUCGGUUGAAAGUGGAAGUAGCUAAUGAUACUGAGAUUUAUGGCAGGCUGGAGAUGCACCACACUUCACAGAGAGCAGAAAAAGAGAGGGAUAUUAGUGACAUCCAAAUGCGACCGAGCAGCUUAGGGGAACCUAGCGCCUACUUAGCAGAAGCCGAGGAUAAGGGCAGAAAGAGUAAAAAAGGUGCCAAAUCUAAGCGACAUCGUGGCGAGGAAAAGGCGCGGCCUGACGACAGGGAUGUGACAACAGAGCAAACAACCAUUGAACACGUUACUCAAGAGAGCAAUAUGGUUGCGUCCGAAAAGCAUGACACAGUGAAGGCUGACACAAUUAAUUUUGGAAUACCUAAGUACGAAGACGACAUGUUUGCGAGACAACUUGAACCAGUCAGUGGAGCGCGGCAGUUUCCAAAAUCGGAUCUCACAGGCGAGCGCUUACUGGAAGAGUUGGCACAAAAUAAGGAGAACAUUUCGCUUGCCACCAAGGAAUUAAUCAUGAAUGAUAGUGCCACCAUUAAGUCAAGGCUUAAAUCGGACAAAACACUGCGAAAGGCCGCUACUGUACGGUCAGGGAAGAUGCUAUAUUCCUCAUGUGGAAAACUGUUCUUGGAGGUGGAGUGUGACAAAGCGGAGAUGGCGAAUGUUGUAACACAAAUGGUGCGGAACGAGACCCUAAUCUGCAUCCCUUUGGCUGAAGCAGUUACUCUCAAUGGCCACGUGACAGUGUACGCGGAUGAGGGACAUUCUUUCAGAUUAUGCAUCACAGAUCUGCCUAAUUUACCCCUCAGAACCACCUGGUCUUUGAUCGAUCCCAGCUUCCAGGAGCCACAUGUAAAGCCCACGGAUUCAAGUGAGAGUGCGUUAGUGGAGCAAGCAGAUGGCGUGCUGCAAAUCACAAAUCUACGAGAGGUAAACACGGGGGUCUAUCAAGCAAAAAUCUGCGACCCAGGCGAGGGAGACGAACAGCAUGCCCUACUGGCCACUCUGGAUAUCCCCAUCAGGCUGAGUAAAGAACGGGUAUCGCGACAUCCGCCACAGCCUUUGGUCAACGAAGCACAACUAGAAAGUCUCUCGAUAGAGCCCACUGAAUGCACCAAUUUAUUUGGACCCAUCCCUGAAGGUAAACCAGUGAAGUUGGUGGCCCAAUUUCCAACACUGGGGUUAGACUAUAGCAUAUCCGAUUUCGAGUGGAUGCUAGAUGACCAACCAAUCAAAGCACAGGAUGGAAUGGUGACGUGUGAUUACGGACGGCACCAGGGAGUGGUCACUUUGAACAUGCCAGCAGUGAGACUGAAUCAAAGCGGCAUUUAUAGCCUUCAACUUUCGGACGAAGCCUUGGAACGCAUUCAAGACGCCGCCGAAGUCAGCGGAGUGUACAUAAGUGAAUUAUUAUCAAACCGACUAGUGUUUCCUCGCUUGUGUGUGGUUCCAGUAUCUGGAGAACAAGAAGAGGAGGGUGGAAAGAAGCAAUUGGACUUGGGACCUACUGAAUCUUCAGCCUUCAGCCAAGUUCUGCCUUCGCAUCUUGGUGCCAAAGAAGGGGAGCAACUAAAAAUAGAGGCUCACCUACGUGAUGACAUACGGAUCGGUCAGUUCGAAUGGCUGGUAAACGGAAAAACAAUUCUGCCAGAAUACACGGCUGAUUAUUCUUUGUGGCGAACGAAUAAUUCAUUGACCCUGAUGAUCCCGAGGGCGCGACCAGAGCUAAGUGGCUCCUACGGGCUGCGCGUUUAUAGUGGCACCGAAGUGUUCCGCACGCAAACAGAGCUGAUUGUGGAACCAUCCAGAUCAAGCGGCUCCACUUACAAACCCACACUCGCUGAUGGCCUAAAACCUCUGUUCACAAAGCGACUUCAAGAUUUCGCUGUGGACGUGGGUGAUUGCGUUCGUUUUACCGCUCGCAUUAUGGCAGAACCACCAGCAAUAAUUGUAUGGAGACAUAAUGGAAAUGUGAUCACCGGUGAACAUCGCAUCAGGCUGCUUAACGACGACGCACACCCAAGCCUCACCAUCAGUCGGGUGAAACCAAGCGACCGGGGCCGCUACUCUUGCACAGCCACAAACAGUCUGGGGCGCGCAGACACGGAAGCAAUUCUGGAAAUCAACGAUACUGAACAGUUCGCACCCAGCGACGAAAGUGAGGACGAUCACCUGAAGACUGGCAGUGUUUUGACCGCUGAGCACUACCACAGGCGAUCCGCCCUGCCAAAAAGUGCUCCCGAACUUAGUGUAACCGCACUCGAUGCUUCCCACGUUUCUCUUCAUUGGACUGGCGUGCCACAUUCGCAGGACUUAACGUACACCGUGGAGGUGAGCAAAGAUGGAGGUAAAUGGUGGAGACCCGUAAUAACGGACCUGGUGGACACUUACGCCCGGUUGUCCACUGAUAUGGCGUCCCCGUUGAGUGCAGUACAAGUUCGUGUCUUAGCUGUCAAUGAGUAUGGUGUCGGCCCACCCUCCACAGCCUUGAAAAUUCCGAUCAGGGCAUGUGUGCCUGUGAUGCCGGCCGUCAAACCUGAAGUUGAAUUCGAAGAGGCCGCAGCUGUCUUUAUUCAGUGGCAAAAAGCGCUCCCGUCCAUCACUGAGCCACAGGUUUUGCACAAUUACUUAUUCACUCCAGCCGCCAUGCUUGGCACGGUGUGGUAUGCAGUCGAAGUACGGGAAGGAGCACAGUCCCAAUGGCAUCGAGUGGCUGAUAACAUUUCCUCUCUAUCACACAGUUAUCAUCUAACUCCUGGGUCAAGUUCGGCAAUACGCGUGGUUGCUGUCAAUCGAUUUGGAGAAUCUAGUCCAACCCCAAUCGCACUGGCUUACUUGGAUCCGAAUGCGCUAGUUCCUAACCUGUCCAUUGAUCCACCUUGGGUUGCCGUCUCUCAUGGGCCAAAUCAAGCCGUUGGUCUUAAGGUGUACUGGAAGCCAGCAUAUAUGCCCGAGUAUUGUUCAUCCUGCGUAUCUGGGUUGGAUCCAUUCUAUCGAAUUGAGUGGAGACGGGGACGGUCUGGAAUGUGGCAAGCUUUAGCGGAUGAUGUCACUGAUGCGGAAGUUGGUUUCUGUCUCCCCAACCAAUUGGUCAUGAGUGUGUGGGACGACGCAAAACGCUUAUCAGAUCCCAGAAAUGUGUUUUCUGUGCAAAACCAAGCUAUAGAGCUCCGUGUGUUCUGCUGGAACAAAUUUGGCGAGAGUGGCCCUACCAAGUCAUGCCGGUUGCUACCUUCUCAGUUGUUCAGAGGACAGAAAUACAAAACCGACGUGUUGGCUGCUGAUAAAUGCCAGGAACCAGCUGUACCUUCCACCGAAUCAUUUGAGGAAAUGGACCAGUUACCGGUUCUUAGGGCGGAUGAUCACUACCUUCAGUUGCGAAGCCACAUACGUUCGAUCAGUCCCAGGGAUGGAAUAGAGAUUACCUGGGACAAAUUCGACCUUACAGACCUGCCGAAUGGUUCAUUUGACACACGACUGGACACUCACAACCGAUAUCGCAUAGAACGACUGGGUCCGGAUCCUGAUAACCAAGAUGCGUACGCUUGGAAUGUCUGCAGUAACGAGACCGCUUUAAUAUACGGGGAAAACUUCGUUCUAGAUGCACGGCCGGCCGAAGUGGAGCAGCUGUUCCGAAUCCUCGCUUUACGGGAAUCAGAUGGUCAUUCGUUUUGGAUGGACGUCUACAACAUCGUCCGCAUCCCUACCCUUAAAGAUCUUCGUCCCACCGCACCCACCGGGAUAUCUGUACAAAGUACUCCGGCCUCUGUAGCCAGUGGAACCCCCACAAACAUUAUUUCUUGGCAGCCAUCGAGUCAACAUUAUCUUCUGACCCAGCUUUCAUCAGCCCGAGCCACAGAUUCUGGAACUGAUGACACCUAUUCCAAUCCAAAAGUAAGAUACCGUGUUGAGGCACGUCCGGCUUUCAAUAAUGAGGCAACGUGGCGGCAAGUGGCGGAAGUGAGUUCCGAGUCAACGCAUGCUGUGGAUCGGAAAGUGGAGCCAGGAGUUCCGUUGGUUUAUCGCGUCACGCCAAUUAAUUUGUUUGGCGAAGGGUCAUCGCUCAUGUCUGAUCCAGUGCACACACCUCUUCUCUACGCUACAUUGGAAGGUUGUGUCGAUGAUGUGCGUUACAUGGUCGCUGGACCGACUGAUCUGCUGCUACGUUGGCGAUUGGGAGAUGCAGCGAUCGAGGCACUGAAGCAGAACGAACCAAGUCGCUUCACUGAGUCCUCAUUCACUGACAGAGUGCAUUUUAGCGUCGAGGUUCGCACCGCGUACACCGGCGACUGGUCCCCAUUGGUGGAGCGGAUCAAAGGAGACCUGACCGCCAAGGCCUUACUACGGGAUUUGGUCUAUUUGGACAAGGAUAUCUCAUGCAGAGUCGUUGCAUUCUUAGAUAAUCAGCGCACAGUGCCCAGUCGUCCAAUUAGAUUGAACAUAAAAACGGAAUCACUGGUCCCCGACUUCUCGACGGUAAAACCACAUGUUCAUGUGGAAUCAGUGGAAGAAUAUCACAUCGGAUGUGCCGAGCCUCAUUUGCAUGACAUCUACUCCAGUUACUCGCUAUCCAUCACCGCUCCUCACGUGCUGCAAAGAGACACGUCUUACGAAAUUCAGAUUCAGUUCGAAGGUAACAGCAAAUGGGAUUCCUUGGUGUCAGACCUGGAAGAACCCCAGUGGAUUUGGAUGAACCCGGACCCACUUCAGUCGUACCAUAUUCGGAUAUUGCCAUCGAAUCAGUUCGGUCGUGGCGUUUGUUCCCGAGCUGUUCGUAUCGACUCACAAGUUGUUAUUCCAGAUCUGAGUUUCAUUAAACCGUCGAUAGAAGCGCCAGUGGAUGUCCUGGCAGACACCACUCCACCAGAACUCGUGUGGCAACUUCCGCGCGCAUACAGUCUCGAAAAGACCCUCACCCCAUUCACAUACGAAGUACAAGUUCGAGGGGUUGCUAGCACAUCUCGCCUCGCGCCUGUCCCCUCUUUGGCGCGCAGCACAGCCACUUCCCGAACAUCUGCAUCGGAGGAUGAGGAAACUAUUUGGCGGGUGCUGGAGACCGGGGUGAAACGAACUCGGUUGGCACUGGGUCGUUUGGACCCGGAACAGGAAUUUUGGCUCCGAGUGGUAGCAGUAACGGACUAUGGGCGGGGAGCACCAAGUCAACCGGUGAGGAAAAUGGCGGAUACAUUUACAAGACGCUAUCAAAGGUCCUCUGCCUCUGUCGGUGCAUUACACGAGGCCACACCAGUAUCACCAACGUUCAUUGACCCAACAUGUACUGUCGUGUAUGCCGCAAUCGGAGGACGCUUAGAGCUGAAGUCGAACCUACUGCCAAUCAGCUACGAUGCGGAUAUACGGUUCAGUUGGUUGUUAAAUGAAAGACCAGUGGAUGUUGACGAGCCCAGCUACCAACCCCGUCUCUCCAGACAUAGGUGCCAAGUUUCAAAAGCUGGCGAUUAUGCUGCUUUGAUCGUCGACAACCUGACGGAUGAAGACUUCGGAGUGUAUGUCUGCAAAGCGGUCAACAUACGAGGCACUGCAUCCAAGGAAUUUUUUGUCAAAAAAGCGGAUGCACCGGUGUUCUUAGAAGUUCCAGUUCCUGUGAUUACGGUCCAACUACACUCGCCAUUUCUACUGCCAUGUUUGGUGGACGCUAUCCCAUCUGCAACGCUAUACUGGACCAAAGAUUCCAAGAGGAUCGUUGAAUCCCAUCGAACCAAAAUUGGCCCAAUCAUAUCGACACCACCAACCGGGAAAGACGCCAAGGAGCCUACAAUUACAACGAACGCCUCACUGUCUGUGGACAGAUGUAUAUACCAGGAUGCAGGACUUUAUACCCUGGUUGCCGAGAACAUUGCUGGAGCUGUGCAAACAAGCUGCCUCGUGCGCAUUGAAGAAAAGCCUGUCCCUAACUUAAUCAAUGUUCGCUGGACUGACGUCGGUAAACACUACUACGUACUCCGACGAUUGCAGAAGAACGAAAUGGAAGAAGUCCGUUCAGUGAUUGAUAAGAAAACUAAUCAAGAGUAUGAGGGGCACAUGUUCCCCUUGGACGAUGCGUGGAGCAGAGUUAGCGGGGCACGACAAUUCGAGUGUCUGUCACGCAUGUGUCAUGCGAAUGUGGUGAGGCUUGUUGACGCCUUGGUCAGCGAUAAUGUCCUCAUUCUCGUCACAGAAAGAUUUACCGGACCGAACGUGUUGGAAGCAAUGCUGUAUUGUAACAGCUGGUCCGAAUCCGCUGCUCAAGUUGUGAUCCGGCAACUAGUUGAGGCUGUGAAGCAUGUUCAUUCAGAAGGCGUGGUGCACCUCGAUAUCCAACCAAACAAUCUGGUAUUCGCCUCCAAUCUGGCGACUGACAGAUGGGACGAGCAAAACGCAUACACCGAACUUUUCCGUGUCCUAUCACCUCUGGUCAACGAUGCAAUGGGUCACGGCGUGACGGAUCGACACAAGAUGAGCGUUCUAAGUCACUUACUCAAACUUGUGGGAUUUACGGUCGCGGAGCCAUGCACAGAGGAUACCUGCCCGAAAUCGUGCUGCCUGCCUUUUCGGCUCCGGCCAGAGUAUUCCGCACCUGAAGUAAUACUGGCACACAAAGGAGACAAAGGUUCGGGCUGCGAAGAUGUCUAUGUGGCAUUGGGUCCAGCUGCUGACAUGUGGAGUGUGGGUGUGCUAACUUAUGUACUCUUAACUGGUUGGUGUCCAUUUAUCGAUCCAAUUACGGGGGAGGUGCUUUAUGAGCACAUACUGAACGCAUCGUAUUCAUUGGCAAUGGAGGAAUUCAACAAUGUAUCUGACGAUGCCAGGCGAUUUGUCAGCAGUUUGCUACAGAAGAAUCCAAAGGAUCGACCAACUGCCGCAGAAUGCCUUUCGUCUUCUUGGCUGUGCCCACCGAAAGGAGCAGCAAAGAUUGGUGUGGAGUACAAGCUACCAAAUCUCCCGAAAUACUAUGAUGUGUAUUCUGUCACGAAAACCGAAGUGCGAACAGCGAGGAGUUCAAUGACAGCGGACUAUCGAACCAGGUUCCCUGGUGAAUUGCAAGCCAAUACAGAAUCGUUCAUCAAAGAUUCCGAUGAAUGGGGCUCGUACGGAUUACAAGGCAUACAUCAAUGCGUACGGAAGCGGAUUCGUCAGCUCACGACCAUUCCUGUACACAGCGAAGAUAGUACGAGCGAUGUAUCUUCCAGAGCAUCCUCGAUUCCAAACUUUUCUGAAUUAAUGAAUGUACACGAUAUCGAUUCGGACACACACAUGAGUGAUGCCUCGACCUUCCAGCAAGACAAUGGCCCCCGAGUAUCUGUGGUAUCUGCGGAUGACACGUCUACCGAAUUCAACGUGAAAUUGUACAUGAUGAGGCAGAAUACCCUGACUGAGGGGAUGUUAGCUGAGGCUGAAUCGUCUGCUACGAUGGAGCUUCAGGAGCCGCCUUUCACCAGUGAAACAAACGGGCAAGCAUCAGAAACUAUGCAACGGAGCUCAUUAAUGGAAGCCGCAAUGCAACCACAAAUUUCAGCAGCGGCACCAACGUUCGCAAGUCCACUACGCGACGCGUAUUUCAGCAUCCACUCGGGUGAGGCGCGCUUCAGCUGUCAACUGGCUGGUCCAGCGAUUCUCCCGCCCGGCAAUUACGGCAAUCGAGAAGUCAUGGCAGAAGUGUACCCUGCACAAUUAGUGAAAACACAAGAUUGUCAAUCGUCCUCCGCCACGGUUGCCGCGUGGUACCUAGGCGGAUGCCUGUUAUCGGAUGGACCAGGGGUGCAACUCGGAGCCGGGCCAGGGAAUUGGCUGUGGCUGUGUCUAUCCGAACUGGACGCUGAACAGUCGGGCAGUGUGGUAGAAUGCGUCGUACGGAACAGAGCAGGAAAAGCCAGGACGCAAGCUCGGUUGCUGCAAGCAAGUCCCCCAAAAUGUCCCGGCCGACCAGGAGUGACAGAGAUUCGUCCGACAGAAGCUCUAAUCUCCUGGGUACCGACUGACCAUGCGCUCAAUGCAGAUAUGAUCUACCGCGUCGAUGCAAAAUGUUCAACAAACCAAGAACAGGCCACUUGGCGAACGCUUGGGUUUACGGUGGACUGCCAGUUCCUCGCUACAAAUCUGCGGCCAGCUGCUCGGUAUCGCAUGCGUGUCUCUGCGGGUAACAUCUUCGGUUGGGGUUCCUACAGUGUGGCAUCCUCGGAGUUUCAAACCCCGGAAACCUCCUGCGCAGCAACCACUCAGCUACUGAGCCAAGCCGAUAGAGAAUGGAUUUUGACUUGGCGCCAAUCGACCGAUAUUUAUGCGCUGAGCGAGCACCCACUGGCCGUUCAAUUCUGUAUGGCACUGAGCAAUUCGGUCCCUCCGCCGCUGUCGGACAAGGCCUUGGAGAAGCUGGAGCGACACGGAGGGUUGAUUCCUGACCUGGAUGUGCUUCGAGAAAUCUGCGUUCCCGAGUGUCUGAUCGCAAAGGGGAAGUUCUGUAAGUGGAUUGUGGCCAGAACCAACCCGAUGUUAACAGGACAUGCGACCAGUGGCAGGGAUCACCUGACCCUUCCGCCCAGACUGCUUCUCAAAGUGACCAAAGUUAAGGAUGCAGAAGACCCCAGAGUUGAACAAUCCGCUCGCAGAGAGGGCAUUCUGUUGACUGGCCUGAAUACAUCGUGCGGCGGACCCCUUGCUGCUGUAGAGGACUACUUCAUUGGUAUGGAGGCCACCUGCAUUUUCUCUGCAGCAAGGCAUCUGCUCCCAUGUGGCGCCUCCCUUGGGUGGUUAGCGAAUGAUGCAGCGAAACCGUCCUUUGGAAUAAACGUGUCGCACUGGAUCCCUGGUGGUGAACUUUUGGAUGUUCUUUGCCGCCGUACGGAGUACAGUGAAUUCUCCAUAAUGCGGUGGACGCAGCAACUGCUCAUGGGGCUUCGUUGGCUGUACUCUAAGUUUUACGGUCGCCCUCAUGGUUGCAUUUGUCCGCGGCACAUUCUCGUCUCCAGAAGGAGUUCCCUUUUGCCAGAUAUCGUUCUCGCUGAGUUGGAUGGCGAGAGAAGUGAUGAAGAAGCUGAAGGCUUCAUCGCUCCAGAGUUGAUCCAAGGAGGAGCAUCCACAACAUACUCUGACCUGUGGAGCCUGGGCGCAUUCGUUUAUCUUCUGAUGACAGGUGAGUGCCCAAAACUGGAAGCGACCACUCAAGAAGAUGCAACGGGAUCAGCUGAGACAACCACUGAGAAUAUCAAACACCCGAUAGAAUUCAAGAAGCUCAAAUGGUUCAGUAAACCGGCCAAGAAGUUCGUCUAUAACUGUCUGCAACCACAUCCAAGAAAACGUGGUCACGUGGAUUUCUGGCUCAGCUCUCGAUGGUUCGACAUCCGGCAGGAAAAUGUUAGCAAGCUUACAAAAACCGUCAUUCCUGCGUCUCAGGUGAACGCCUACAGGCUUCGGAGGCAAGAUCGGCUGGACCGCUGUCUUAGCACGAAGCCGACGGAAUUGCUACUGCUCCCCUAA